AUGUGCGAUGAUUUCUACUACCAAAAUCCCACAUCGCCCAUCAAGGCUUCCGAUGACACGGACAACGUAAAGAACUCCUACCUCCAAGAUCGAAGCAGCAUGGAGGGCACCGUGCAGCCCAAGUUGGCGUAUCCGGAGUGUCCUCUUGUCAAAAGCGACGACGCGGUCGACCAGGGUCAUGCCGUCUCCGACUCGGCUGCCUCGCCUUCUCCCAUCGCCUAUCAGGACCAAGGAAGCAACACCGCCGGCGACAACACCAUCGACGAGGACGACCGUGCUCUCUACCAGUUGCUUCGUUAUCACGUCAAUUCUGAGAUCUCCUCGACCUCUUCUGACCCCCAGCCUACCGGAUCAGUCCCCACACCCUUUACCUACCCUGUCGUGGGCGCGAGCGUUCCCAGUUACAUCGCCGGCAACAACAACACAAGCCAGCCUGGAGUAUUUGCCUCCCCCUCUGCCAACAGCGCCUCCUCGGGCACUCAUGGUUACUUUCAUUCGACCGGUUCUACGAAUGCUGCUCCUAGCAACAACCUCACCCUCAACGCCCCAGUUGCAACUAUGACCACUGCCCCUACCGGCACCGCGUCUGUGAACAUGAACGCCGUCUCUAUCAACACUGCGCUCGCCAAUGCCCCUCCUGUCAACGCCGCUCCUGUCAACGCCGCCCCAGCCAACACCGUCGCUUACCAGGGACAUCCCAUCUACAGCCGCCGCCGCCGGCACCGCAUCGGCACUCGCGGCUGCCACGUGGGCAGUAGCGGCAUUGACCGGCCCAACCCUCCGGAGCCGCUCCCCAUCCCUGGACCUCCGGCCGGAGCCCCUCCCGGCGUGACCUAUCCUCUCUCUCGAAUGGCAUACAGGCCUCCUGCAGCUCCUUUCCACACCAGCAGCGGCCAGAAGCGAUUCCCAUGUAACCGGUGCGGUCUCGUGCGAUCCAGAGAAGAUGAAACUCGAUUUCAUCUUCGUGAUGUUCACUAUCGCCAAGAGUACAAGUGGAUUCAUUACGGAAAUCAUGAGGAGGGACUUUACUACUUCGGCAUCGACCAGUCUAACAUCGACUGCCCUAGCAUCUAG
This is a messenger RNA of Colletotrichum chrysophilum, 1074 nucleotides long. RefSeq lists its product as uncharacterized. The transcript has 3 exons. The record is from RefSeq and is a predicted model, not a curated record. Lineage: Eukaryota; Fungi; Ascomycota; Sordariomycetes; Glomerellales; Glomerellaceae. The coding region runs from base 1 to 1074 and encodes 357 amino acids.